Scaptodrosophila lebanonensis is the source of this 4040-nucleotide messenger RNA. RefSeq names its product extensin-2. The coding region runs from base 139 to 3231 and encodes 1030 amino acids. The transcript is spliced from 2 exons. The record is from RefSeq and is a predicted model, not a curated record. NCBI's taxonomy places the organism in Eukaryota, Metazoa, Arthropoda, Insecta, Diptera, Drosophilidae.
GGCGGCUUAACCCAAAACCGCUCGGAGCGACGGCGCCACUUGGCGGCACAACCAGAGCCGCAGUUACAUCAAUUGGCGUCAUCGACAACGAAGUCGCCCUCGUUUCGUGGCAAAACGCAAGCGCUAAAAACACCGCGCAUGAUACAACGCCUGGUGGCGGGCCAUAUACAAAAUGCCCAGGGACACUCCACAUACGAAGUGUCGGCUGUGAGCGCCAACAGCAGCAGCAGCCUCAGUUACAGUCGCAGCGGUAAUGCGACAACAACCACAACUACAACAACAACCACUCCACGAUCGUCUAAUGCGGUCACGCCUCUAUAUUUUCGACGCAAGUCGCCAACACAGGCUCAGACACUAAGCAGCUCCUAUCGACUCGCCAAGCAGCCCUCAACGACUUCGACAACAACAACAAAAGCCACAAUUUCGGGCCACGAUAAUAUCGAUGAUGAUAUUGAUGAUGCACGGGAUGAUGACGAGGCGCUGCUCAGUGAUCCCGAUGACUUCGAUAACUGGGACAAUGGCAUUCUGCGUCUAAGUGCCGGCUCGGGCAAGGAAACAAACUCUCUUUCAAAGAAGCAGAGCAGCAAGGAGGACAGCAAGAAAACACUAGCGGAUCAAGUACGGGAUGGCAAGUAUGGACUAAUCGAAAAGGAGCUCUUUCGUCGGGUGCCCAAACGACCGGGCGUGCUGAGCUACGCUCGCAACUCUGAGGUGCCUCUGGACACAGAACGUAAUUAUGGUGGGCUGCAGGAAGAGGACAUAUGGCUGGCCGAAGAUCAUUUGUUGGUGAUCAAGGGAGGCAGUCUCAAUGAGAACGAGAAUACGAAUGAUGCCAAUUAUGCGAAUGAGCCGUGGCCAGCGAUCGAUGAUUAUGAUGCGCCCGAGCGGCAGAUUAAAAUUCCAGCCAACCCACCGGUUCCGCCACCCUUUCCUGUACAGCUCGAUGCGCACGGGCCGCUACAGCUUAUCAGAGAUAAUAAACUCACGAUCGUCUAUCCGGUCGCUAACGAAACGAUACCGGUUUAUAUCACCAGCACAGAGGCCAACUACAAUUCGGCCGAGCGUUCCCCUAUCAACGCGCCGCAUUCUCCUACCCGGACGGGAGCGCUUGCGGCUGCUAAGGCGGACGACGAGCCGAGCUAUGUCUACCCGGCGCCCUAUUCGCCAUGGCUCUAUGGUGGGGGCAACACCAACGACUCGCUCACGAAUCCAUUCCUGAAGAGUUCUCGACCUAUUACGCUGCCCGGCCUGGGUCCGUGGUUGUUCAAUGGUCUGAACGGUUCACUGGACAGUACAAACGCCACAAAUGAUUUCGAUGAGGAUGAUCCCACGCUCUAUUAUCCACCGGCCUAUAGUUUUGUCUACAAGUCCAACUAUUCCAAUCCGGUGCCACCGGGACCUCUGGUGCCGGGCAUUGUCCUUCCACCGCCUCCCAAUCAUUUUAGUCGACUGGAGCCGACGAAUUCGCUGCCAGCACGUCGACCGAGUACAAGUAGCACAACCACCACUAGCAGUACGACCAGCACAACCACGACUACGACAACCACUUCAACCACUCCCCCACCGCAUCGUGGAACGGUGCCUAACAUAUCCAAAUACACACCGAAAUACAACGCAGUAGAUUACUCGAAACCACCACAACGGCAGCCACCGAAGUAUGUGGAACGCAUUCCAGUGCCCGUGGCAGUGCCUAUACCCAUAUAUCCGCUCAACUAUCAGCCGACAGUACGGCCACGUGGCAAGGCCCCAACCUCACCACCAGCGCCGUCUCCAACUCCACAAACGCUUGUGUUUGUGCCCAGCACCACGGAACGUGCACACUCGGACACACUGUCCAAGUCUAACCCUAUCUACUACGAGUACUUUGAGGCGAAACGUCAACCGGCCAUCAAGUCAAACGUAAUCGAGGACUUUCUGGCCAGCACGGGCAAAGCGCCCAAGCUUAAGAAUUUGGGACGCCACAACGAUGUGGUUAACAUCACGCCCAAGCCGAAGGCUCUUCCGCCCUUGCGACCGGACUACGAUGCCUUGGGUCAGUUGCUACGCACCAAUCUCAUUUCGCAACCCUAUGCCAUCUAUACUGUGCCGACUGGUGGCUCGGGUGUAGAUGGUAGCAGCACGCAUCCGCCUCUGAAUCGUUUUCAGCAGCCCGACUUUGACAAAAAGCCCUUCCUUCCUAUGGUCAAUUAUAGUGCCGAUGAGCAGGAUAAGAACGCUUUUAAGGCUAUCGUGUACGCAUCGCCUGCACCACCACAAAAUCCAACGCCUGACGCCUACCAGCAGCAGCAACAACAGCGCCAGCGUCAAAUGCGGGUUGGAAAACACCAACUGUUGGAACCGUAUAUCUAUAGCACUCCAGUGCCGCUGCCGGACUCAUAUCUGCCCGAGCAACGUGACUAUGGAGGCGAAUUAUUGGCGCCCAAGUUGCUCCUGCAACGUCAGCGUCAGUUGCGUGUGGGCAAACAGCAACAGCAGCCACCGCCCCCUGCGCCGCCAUUGGAGCCACCGCUGGAGCAGCAAUUCGAGCCCCAGGGCUACAGUACACCCCAGCCUCCAGGAGCGGACUCAUAUCUACCCACUUCUGCCUAUGUGGACGAUCAACGGAGCAAUCAAAUCGAGCAACAGCGUCUCGCACGUCCACCGGUCAAAUAUCAGCUUCUGCGUUCACACUUUGUACGCAAUGGCCAGUUGGUAGCCCCCUAUGGAGAUUAUUCCAACAUCACGAAUGGGGCCAAGCCACCGCCCCCACCGCCGUUACAGUAUUGGCAGCGCCCUCUGCCCGCAGCGCCCUAUAAGAGGUUGCGUCAGAGCAACAAGCAUCAGUUCCCGCCCUACUUUGUGCCCAACUAUGCGCCGGUAUCUGGGCCCAGUGGGGACUCGCUCUAUCGCCUUAUGCCCGUGCCCCAGCACAAGCAUUGGCGCCAAGGUCCAGGCCAGGGGCAAAUACAGAACCACAAACAGCAGCAGCAACACCUGCAGCCCCAACAGAUAGACUCGUACUAUCCAGAACGAGGCGUGCCCAUUGGCCACAGUUUGGCCGGAGAUAUUCUGGUGAACUACAACACCAACAACCAGUUUAAUCCACAGGCGGAAUUGGUGCCGCAUGCACAACUGGGACCGCCUCCAGUGCCGCCGCCAUUGUCUUAUCAGGCGCAAAGUGCCGGCCCCAAUGGUGGUCCGCUCUGGUCCGAUCGUCCCGUGCGACAGUCGCGCGCCCACGAACAGGCCUGAGAUGGUGAGCGCACGUUCAGGACGUGACCGUUUCUAUGUCAUUGUUAAGGUACCUUUACACCAGCCACAUUUUUUGUCCAAAAUUCGACGAGGUGUACCAUCGAAAUCAAGACUCUGCUUUCAAUCUGAACAAAUCUACAAGCAGAGAAAACAAGUAACGGCGUACUUUGCAUCUUUGUCGAGUUUUUGGCAAAAAAUCUGGCUCUUGGGAUUUUAAGCGUAGUGUCAAAAUGUGAUCAACAGCGAGCGUCAAGUAUGAAAACCUUUCUCAUAAAACCCACUGUGCACAUUAAGCCCCGGUUAACUGGCAGCUCCUGCCCGGCAACAACUACUUACAUACAUACAUAUGUACCCAAAAAAAAUAUACUCUAUCUAUAUACAUACAUAAAUCUUGCCUCCCCUGAUCAAACGAGAGCUCCGUAGUGCCCCUUCGACAUGCAGCUGCGCAUCAAAUGCUCCAACAAGUCUAGCUGGUCAAUUAAGCUAAAAGAAAUUAGCACAUACAUACAUACAUAUAUAUAUACCAAUAUAGGUGAGUAUCUAUGUGUUUUACAUACAAUAUUUAUACUUAAAUAUGCAUAUGUCCUUAGCGAUAACAAAUAUGAUUUAAAUAGAUUGUGUACAUAAUCAUAAUUGCAGUUAGGCUUUCAUAUUUAAAUUGGUGCUUCUUCCGUCGGAUCUGUUUCAAAACUUUACAUAAAUAUCGUAGUGUUGUUUCUCUAAAUUGCUUUUCAAAGUUCUAAGUUUUUUUUAAGCUUACAGAACAUUAAAUGAUUUGAAAUCUGAAACUCAACAUAACCAUAUGUUAC